AAACAAACAUGGCGGCGAAUAGCGAGUCAAAACAAGAGUUGCACGCAAAAAAUCUUGUAGAUAAGCUGUAUGAAUAUCGUGACCACUACUGUGAAAGAUAUGGUGUGGAGAAAGCAGUUGAUCGUGCUAAUGAUGUCAAGAAACUCAUGGAGGAAACCUUGCAGGAGGUUGAGGCGGCUAAAGACAAAAUAACCAACAAGGCGGAAUAUAACAUGUUACUUGGCCGAAUACUGAAUGUUAUGCCAGACUAUGAUGAAAAGGCUUAUGAGUAUCUAUCAAAGGCUGUCAAGUUAGACCCAAAGCUUGUCGAUGCUUGGAACCAGCUUGGAGAGCUGUACUGGAAGAAAGGAGAUAUAUCUAAUGCCCGUAACUGCUUUACAGGGGCUCUAACACAUUCGAAAAAUAAGCUAUCGCUGCGCAGUUUGUCCAUGGUUCUGCGGCAAGUGAACGUAACACCAGCUGAAAAGAUUGCGCUGAUUGAGGAGAGCGUAGAAAAAGCAAAAGAGGCUGUGCAGAUGGACAUCUCUGACGGAGAGUCAUGGCUGAUCCUAGGAAAUGCGUAUUUUUCCCUGUUCUUCUCCAAGGGCCAGAAUCCUAAGAUCCUCACACAAGCAAUGAGUGCUUACAAACAAGCAGAAAAAGACGUAGUUGCUAAAAAUAAUCCUGAUCUUCACUUCAACAGAUCAUCGGUGUACAAGUUUGAGGAGAACUAUCAGGCGGCCCUGGAGGGUUAUGCACACGCGGCCCUGCUUGACCCAGGCUGGACAGACCCCAACGUGCAGGAGCAACGACUUCUGACAUACCUCGCAAGCGUCGCAGAGAUGGUACAGGCUAAGGGUAAGGUGCGUGGCAAGCGUCUUCAGACACUGUCACAGUCUCCACGUGAUUCAGCCCUCGGACCGUACGCUGGUGGGAGCUACACAAGCGCAGCAGGAAAGACGAUAAAACUCAUGCGGUGUUCAUUUAAGGAGCUGGAAGUUGGGCUAAAUGCUGAGAAAAUUGUUCUUGGCAAGGUGGCCUGCACAGUCCCUAAUGCAGAGCUGGUGCCAUUCACAUUUUGUAUGCUCGAUGAAGCGGAGAUGUGUAUGCCUGUUAACGUGUACAACCUUGCGCAGGGGUCAGGGGUCAAAAUUGGGGACACUGUGGCAAUACCAGAACCCUUCAUUCAACAUAUUAAAGUUAGCCAUAAGGGCAAGGAGUUUGACUAUUUAAGUGUUCGUGUAAGCACACCGGUAGUCCUUGUGGUGAACGGCAGGAAGUUGGGGCGAGACAAGCAAGUGGGAACUGUAUUAGUGGUAGAUAACCUGUGUGACUAGGAGAUUAUAACCAUCAACCCAGAAUUAGUGGGUGAUAACCUAUAUGACUAGAGUUGUAUUUGGGUCAAAGUCAAGAGAUAUUCAACUGGAGGUGAUUGGAAUAAACAUGCAUGACGCUCCACUGAGGAUGGGAAUAGAAAUACGAAAUCAAUAUGGCGGCUAAUUCGCUUUUGAACCAGUUUGUUUGAUAAAGAACUUUAUUUUUCAAAUCUUGGCUGUGUAAGGCAGUGAAUAGAAGAGCACAAUGUAGCAAGCCCAAGUCAAAGGAGGCCUCAUAAAUUAUUCUGAUUUUGGUUGUAUUUUUUUUUGUAUUUUUAUUAUGUUUAAAUUAUUUGGGCUUUUUGGUCAUAAUGAAAUAAUCAUGUGAACAUAGUUUUGUAAAUUAAUUGGUGCUUAAAGAUUAAGAAAAUUUCAACUGCUGAAUAGUAUGAACUUAAAUGAUCAAAAGAUCUACGAUACUCACUGGUGUAAUGAUGAUUGUUACAACAAUAAAAGAAGGUGCUGAUGUUUUGCCGUGGAAGAUUAGUACCAGUUUCAAAGUUGUUGAAUGACAAGUGUGCUGUUGUAGUAAGUGAAUCUCAAGAGAAUCUUUUAAAACAUAUAAUUUGCAAAUGUUGCCCUUCAUAGGCUCCUUGGCCAAUUUGCAAAAAUAUCUUUAACGUGUCUGUUCUUUGGCAAAAAAAAAAGUUUCAGUAUUGCGAUAGCCUUUGUGUUAUUGGUUUUGUUCACUUCGGCAUCUCAACUGUUCACACCAUUACUAAAAAAAUGUUUGGUACCCACAGAUCCAUUAUUUUUUGUAUGAUAAUUAUUGUGUUAUGAGCUUGUUCAUAAAAUACAACAACAGAUGAACAUUUGUGUAACCUUUGCGAUUCUCUUGAUUAAGGAUGGCCUUGACUUGUGGUAAAUAAUGCAUUAUAUUGGUGAUCUCAACAAGAGUGUAUCAAAUGAAUAGCAAUAGCAAGUAUGUAAUCAUUCAUUUUUUGGAAAAUAUUGCAUCACAAAAUAUUACAAUACAAGACACUACAUUGCAAGUUCAUACUCAUUUUCAUAUUUUGCAAAGAACAUACAUGUAGUAUUCUGCAUGGGUCUUCAAACAUAGAGUACAUAAUAUAUGUUAUAUUUCUCUUCUUACUUGGAUUAAUUUUAAAAUAUUUCAAUGCUUAUCAUAUGUGUAGUUUUUUAUAAUGAGAGUUGAGAAUUCACAUAUUGUAUGACAAUUUUUAUAUUGAUUCAAAGAUCACUUAAUUUUGCUCUUGUUAAAGGCUUGACGGUAAAUUAUUGGUGUUAAUAUUUUUGUAAGUCACACUUAUACUUUCAUUUUUGAAGGCUGUGAUAUGGCUGUGAUACCUUAAAAAGACACUUCGUAAAACCAAGAUUAUAGAUUUUCAUUCUCAUUAAUUAUUUACUAGACUAAUGUCUGUAAAACUUUGAUUUUUUUUACAAUUUUUCAAUAUGAAUGUUAACGCUUCAUGCUCAAUCAGAUUAUUGUUGCUGAAAGACAUGAACUUAUGCUUGUUAAAGAGUCUACAGAUUAAAUUAUUUUGUAUUAUUUAAAUAUGUUCAUAAGAUUGUCAGGAAGAUGGUUGAUGAUAUUUUGUCAACCUGAUAUUUUAAAAGAUUAAAUAAAUGAAAAGUAAUAAAUCA
This is a messenger RNA of Mya arenaria, 2960 nucleotides long. RefSeq names its product tetratricopeptide repeat protein 5-like. The transcript has 10 exons. Gene Ontology annotation, molecular function: protein binding. The record is from RefSeq and is a predicted model, not a curated record. Bases 9 to 1316 code for a protein of 435 amino acids. Lineage: Eukaryota; Metazoa; Mollusca; Bivalvia; Myida; Myidae.